This is a messenger RNA of Panicum virgatum (switchgrass), 1686 nucleotides long. RefSeq lists its product as uncharacterized. Bases 212 to 1459 code for a protein of 415 amino acids. The transcript is spliced from 4 exons. The record is from RefSeq and is a predicted model, not a curated record. Lineage: Eukaryota; Viridiplantae; Streptophyta; Magnoliopsida; Poales; Poaceae.
AUCAAAUAGGUCUCAUUUUUGCCUUGUGUCUGUUGGAGACAGGCUAACCCUUCUUCCCCUCGCACCGCACGUAUAGCCGCCGCCGGUCAGUCCCAUCCAAUUCCCCAGUCAAUCCAGCUUCCCUUCUUGCCAGACUCCCUCGCACAGGGUAUAGCCGCCGCCGGCCAGUCCCCGGCCAAUUCCGUGAAAACAACACUGCUAGGUGAUUGAGAUGCAAAAUCUCUUACGACGAACAGGAUCGAUUCGUGGACUCUGCUGCAGAGUCAACUCCGCGCCGCCUCGCAGGUGGCCUACCGGGUUUGUGCGACGAGAUGCUCCACGAAUGAAUCUUCUUUACAGACCCUGCAGCAACAGGCUCAUCCCCUUGGCCUACACGACUACCAAAUGCAUGGAUACAGAAAAGACGGAGACCAAAUGUAGGGAUAUGGAAAAAGCUGAGACCAAAUGCAUGGAUAUGGAAAAGAUCGAGACCAAAUUCAUGGAUACAGAAAAGAUUGAGACCAAAUGCAUGGAUAUAAAAAGAAUGAAGAAGAUAACUAAGGAGGUUGAGAAUAUGUGGUGCGUGGAUCCAACCUAUCCAAAAAGCAGCCACCGUGAUGGUGCCAUAUACAGAAAUUGGCUUGUUAAGAAAGAAUGGGAAGGAGAGGUUGAUUUUACUAACCGUAAUGAAACUCUGUUGGAGCCAAUGAUGUUCUCAGAGCCAACAGAAAAUUGUUCUUAUUACCUUGGAGAAUGCAAGCUCCAUUAUCCUACAGACAUGUUGCAAGUUAUGUCGCUGACGCUGGUCCACGCUCCUGUAAGCAACGGCUCAAUGCAGUUAUAUGGAUAUGUUGCAGUACGGGAUGGAAGGGAUUGGAUGCUUAACUAUAUUUUCAACCAUAGCAGGGAUGAUCCCAUUGUCGUGCAGCAGGGUUCUAGCAUUGAAAUGACGGGCCCGAAGAGAGGUACCGAAAUGUAUCCACCUAUUCUAAUAGAAUAUGAUCUAAGGAUCAAGAAUGGAGGGUUGGAGGAAGAUGACAUGGAUCUGAUUGAUGGAGCUAUGCCCUGUUACCUUCGAACACCUAGUAAGCCAGUCAAACAUCGUAUUUAUGGCAAUUGUGGUACGGUGGACAUGUCUUUAGCAUUUAUCGAGUAUGCCGUGGAGGCCACAAUAGAAGUUGUCAUAUCAGACGCACAGAGAGGUUUGAGUUUGUCUCUGGGUUCCCUUGUUAAUAUUGAUUCAUCGUAUGAAGAAAUACAGCUUUUUCAAGGCACUGUUGACCAGUUAUCUCUACGGCGUUUUGUUGUUGCUGUACCCAAGAAUACAGAGAUGAUUUUGAAGUUGAAGGUGGAUAACAAUUGUGCUGAACAUUGUAUUUCCUUCAAAGCAAAGCAACAUGGGUGUGAUAGACAAUCGAUGAAGCUUGAGCUCUGUCCUAUUGCAGUGAAGGUGACAUGGUCAGCUAUUUGUGAUGGUUAACCUGAUUGUUAGUAGGGCUUCGGCUUUGGCUUCUGAUUUAGAACAGCAUCUCUAGUGGAUCUGUAUUGGAAAACGGACAAAAACGGCUUCAGUUGAAGGUUUAUAAUAAUUUGUAUUAGAUUUGUGAGGACUUGGCUCUAGCUUGUCUGUACAAAAAAGUCAAGAACGGCUUCGGCUGCUCCUUGCAAGGAACCAUUUUUUAUGUCCAUUUGGUAGGGCUCCUUACA